AUGCAAGUCAUUCGCAGCCUUUAUCACCAAAGCAUCUUGCACCGUUUCAAGAACCAAUAUGAGGCCCAGGAGACUCGGGUUCCCAUGCUUCAACCUUUGUCAGAAGAUCAGCUACAUGAUCUUGUUGGCCGAUUGGUUCCUGACCCAACGGUUUUCGUCCAAGGGGUCCCUGUUCCCGAGGAGCCCGUGGAACCAAUCAUUGACCAGGAAGAGAACGAGUACGUGGUUGUGGGGACAACACGAGCCCGUAGAAAGAACCCGCGCAGCCCCGUUUAUUACAUUGUUGAUGAACAAGACCAAAUCGUUGUGAAUCCAGUGACAGGGAAACGUUGGGCCUUCUGUCCCAUAUGCCCCAAGGUGUUUGAGGACGAAAGUUCUGUCUAUCGACAUGAUGAUAUCCACAAGUCGGAACGUCACCAAUGUCCUCUCUGUGACAGAAGUUCCGUUCAAAGAUACAACUUGAGGAUCCAUAUGGAAACCCACAUCGGAAUGGACGUGCCCAAGGUUGUCAAGGACAUGUUACCCAACGACUUCAGAGGGGUUAUCGAUGGUAAUCCUGACUUCAUUAACCCUGCAAAGUUUCACAGGAAACUUGUGAGAGCCUUGAAAAAAAGGAUCAAGGCCACCACUUGCAUGCAAACUGUCCAAAGCCUUCAAAGCAAAUUGUUGUCGUUGGAACAUGGUAACCCGUGA
Tigriopus californicus is the source of this 693-nucleotide messenger RNA. RefSeq names its product sal-like protein 1. Lineage: Eukaryota; Metazoa; Arthropoda; Copepoda; Harpacticoida; Harpacticidae. The transcript is spliced from 3 exons. Bases 1 to 693 code for a protein of 230 amino acids. The record is from RefSeq and is a predicted model, not a curated record.